Messenger RNA from Nicotiana tabacum (common tobacco), 3017 nucleotides. Lineage: Eukaryota; Viridiplantae; Streptophyta; Magnoliopsida; Solanales; Solanaceae. The record is from RefSeq and is a predicted model, not a curated record.
ACCACUGGAACCCCCCGAUAUUACUAAUGAAGUCCCCCAGACUGAAAUGGAGGAAGAUAACCCAAAAGAACUCCUUCAAGGAAAUCCUGAUGGAAAAAAACCCUGAGUUCUUUCAUUUCCUAUGGGAUAAAUUUUCCUUUACCACCCUGCACCCAUUUUGAAUUAAAUACAGGAAAUAUCCAAUCCUACUAUGUAAUGUAGACAAAAUCAAACUAUACAAAUCAUGAAAGUACUCACUAAUUGUCAAACUGUUUGGGAAAACAAAUCCCUCACUAGCUACUGAGAGUAAAGCUCACCCAUCUAUGGAAUCCAAUCGAACCACUCAUACUCAUUGGUCUAGGAUGAGAUUUCUUCAUAGUUAAAUUCGGCAUUGAAGAAAGAAUGAGUAUAGUCUUGAAUGAGGGGCCAUGGUUUGUAGCUGGAUACUUCCUAUCCGUCUAUCAAUGGGAACCCAAUUUCGUUCCGGCAGAAUCAAAGCUUUCAAUAACCACAGUAUGGAUCAGGCUACAACAUCUGCCAAUUGAAUACUAUAAAAAUCCAUUUUGGAGCAAGUAGGCAACAAGAUAGGAAAAUUGCUAUAAAUUGAUACUUGUACCUCAUUUACACUACGGGGAGGUAUGCAAGAAUUUGAGUCCAAGUUUCGGUAGAAAUACCAGUCACUACUACCGUCACCAUUGGCACGCAUAGCCAGCCAAUUGUAUAUGAAGGGGAGGGGAUACUCUAUAAGGGAUGUGGGCGAAUUGGCCAUACACUGAGGAGCUGUGAGUUUGCAACCAUACCUACCCCAACAAAUGACUAGACUGCACCAAGCAGUAGCUCCACUAGUGAGCCUAUCGCGAAGGACCCAACAUCUCAAUAGCGCAUAACUCCCUUCUCAAAAAGCAGACGAAACCAACAUAAAGGAGAUAGACCACAAAGACACAACCAGGGGAAAGGUCAAGAGGGAACAACAUCCAGGUAAAGAGGUUCAAUGCCUACUCAAGUAAGUUCUUAGACCCAAAAUGUAACAUCACCAUGGGUAACGACAGUAACACCCCAAAAGGGAAGGACUCGGAUAACCAAUUGGGAUCUCCUACGCGGUCAGUGGAGCGCAAAAUAGAUAUGGACCCACAAAUGGGCCACCAAUGCAGAGGCCCAACUCAUAUGGGGCAUGGGCAACACACACGCACGCCCGCAUGCUAAUAUCACUGGGACAAAAAGGCAUCUAAUUUCUUCUAACCCAAUGUCAAAAGAUGCCAAUUUGGGAAAAAUGGGCAGCCCUCAAAGUCCCACAAAAGAUGCCAUAUACAAGAAUGAAAAGGGAACGGACCCCACUCCAAAAUUGACCUUGUUCCUCCAAAAUCUAGUUCUUUCCCAUAGUCUAAGAGCACUUGCAGAUGCUUUGACAACCCAGGUCCAAUCAAAAGUGGGCCACCCAUCUCCUACGAUACACCAACCUAACUAUACACCAAUAUCACACACAACCCUCUAUGGAAACUCCUCCGAUUACGUCUCACCUAGUAGAGGCAAUCGAGUACCUGCUCAAAAUUAAUUACCCCAUCUGAUCAGUGAGGUGACACUGGUUUUCAAUCCUCCAACAUUGAGCAAAGAACAUAAAUCCCCCUACACGGAACCCAACAAAGAAGAAAUGAGUUAUAUUCAUAAUGCAGAGAGUGAGUUGUUCUCUACAAACAAAACCAGCGUAGAAUACAAAGAGAAAGCCACAAAUGGAGAACCAAACUCCCCAUAACCAACACCAAUACACAACACCUCUCACGAUCUCCUCUAUCCCACUUCCAUCGCAGCACACGCCUGGACCGUGGUUAGAGAUAGCGCUACAGGGAUAGUCCCAAACGUUACAAAUGAUGAUAGGGCCAAGUCUUAGUAGCAAUCAACAUCCAAAACCACAAUACUUAGAGCGUCUAGCGACCCAUCCACUGCACCAGGACCCGCCCAAUUUUGGCCACCAACUGUGGAUGUCAAUGUUUCUACAGGCUCAGUACACGGGUACUCAACAACCCCUAUCAAUUGAAGAGAUCAACAGUCUGAUGGGCCAGCUAUGCCAGACCAUGCUCUUCUUCUCACUAAUGGACCUAGAAGCACCGAUUCCGUCCCCUGCCUUCAUACUAUGGCCACUAGUAGAGCAAAUUCCACCACCACCACCAAACUUUUUAUCACCACUGGAAUAACUGAACAGGGGGACCAACUAAACCCUAGAUUACCUCAGGGAGUCCAACUUAGACCUGGAGAACAUACUGGAAAAAUUAGGAGUCCCAAAGACAAAAGUCUUUCUCAUGUAGGAGACUCAGGAGAUAGUGUUCAAAUAAAAAUACGGAGAAAUGCUUAUUACUCUUUGCCCCAGAAAACACAUAAGCUGCAGGCUAGAUCUUCGAGUGCCCUUUUCUCUAAACUCAGGGAGCUCGACAGUAGUCAUAAACCAUCUGGUGGGACUCGUGAAGACAAACCAUGUGGGCAAGGGGAAGGGAAUCAAGAGAAAAGCCCCAUCUCAGAACACGUUACUGAUGAACUUCAUAAUAUGGAAUGCGAGGGGAGCGAACAAUGCUGAGUUCUACAGACACGGUGCUUCAAUGGUCAAGCUACACAACCCAGCUCUACUUGUCUUGCUGGAUACAAGAAUGACUGACCACAAGAACCUCACUACUGAGCUGAAAUUCUCAGCUCAAUUCCAAACCCCUUAUGUAGGGAAAUCUGGGGGAAUUGUGGUCAUGUGGAAAGAUGAUCUUGUGAAGCUUGAGGAAGUCUCCACUACACCACAGGGAGUUCAUGUCAUGAUAAAGAUUCCAUCUGGGGAGCCCAGCACCAGGACAUAGCUUCAGGGAGCAGAACCAAGUAGCGGACCUCCUCGCCAAAGAAGGUGCCAGAAAAGAAAUUUUUGAAAGGAUCGAUCUUUUUGGCAGUUCCUCUAGUGUUUGCAAACGUCGCAAUGUGGGCAGACAUCCUAGGAACUGUAUUUACAAGAAAAAUUAAUGUUUGUAAUACUAGUAUGAUGCUAGACAAUAAAUAUGGAACUCAUGGGA